AUGAAAGCCUUUAUAUUUAGUACUCUUUUUUGUACAAUACCUGUCUUUUCAAGGAGUCUUGGUAGUAUAUUCAACGAUGAUCUAGAUUCACGUUUACUGGGUCCAUUAAGGCAUCUUUCUGCUCUAUUUGUGUUUUAUGAUGGAAAGGACUGUGUGUUUUUAGAUGGCCUAUGCGCAGAAUUACGUAAAGGAUAUGGAGACUUAACUACUUUAGAUAGUCGACUAAGUGAUAUCUGUCGUCCUAAAUCAGAUGAUGCUGCUUAUUGUAAAAAUCUUUUGGAAACUGCCAUGCCUGAAGCCCGUGAGCUUUAUACAGAACUCAAAGAAUCAGAAUCAAAAUUCUCACUUGGAGAGUGCAGACGCCUUCUUACUUUAUGCAAUUUUUUUAGUGGUAUUUUUCCUCUUCUUGUUCCUCUUUGUGAGCAACUGAAGCUUAGCUGCUAUUCCGAAAUACGCAAACAUGCCGCUUUCUCUGCUCUUGUAGAGAUGGGGGGAAACCAAAUGAGGACACAUGAUGAAUGUGUCCAUAAAAUGGAAGGUGUAUGCCAUAAAUAUGGUGGAACUACUCCUGAGUUCAAAGACUUGUGCCUAGACUUACAUAGUUUAUGCCGAACUGUUAUAGAAAAAUUCAUAGGUACAUGCGAAUUUUUGGAAACUCAGCAAACGCUAAAUCUAAAACAACUAAGUGAAAACGUGUGUGAUUUGACUCAUCUAUGCUUUAAUUAUGGACGGAAUUGUAAUCGUCAAACACACUCUUUUUGCAAAAGACUACACUCCAAUUGUGAAUCCAAAGGUUAUCCCGUUGCACCGGUUUUAGGCAGUCCGUAUAAAACAACGCCAGAAAAAAAUCUCGAAGAAGCAUUAACAAAAUAUGGUGUUUAUAUGGGUACACCUGAUCCAAAUAAGAAAAAUCCAUGGGACCCUUCAUUGUGUCUUUUGCUCCAAAAUUCAGGACAACCCCCAACCAAACAAGCAUGUGAACAUAUUACAUGGAACUGUGAGCUUUUAUUCAGUGACCCAAGUUUGUACCCUUUCUGCAUACCUCAAGAGGAUCGUUUAGCAAACAGUAUUUGCUUAGGAUUAAAACAUAGAUUAGAAGGUGAUUCUGGUUAUCUUGAUAUUCUUAAAGACAAACUUACUUCAUUUGGAUUCAUUGGAGGUUUUGGAGAAACUUCUGAAAAAUACACUGGAAAAGGUUUAGAAGAUCUAGACGGUUUACUAGAAUUGUCUUCUCCUCGCCUUACUACUCAUGAAUGUACACAACUACAAGCGGACUGUUAUUAUUAUGGUAUUUUUGGGGAAGAGGAUCUUCAACGUGGUUGCGAAAAACUCUCUUCAAAGUGCUAUGGUAGAUCAUGGAACAAAGCUGUUCUUAAAAAUCUACUAGGCACUACACAUCAACGUACUUCUGGGACUACAGGACUUGAUUCAUUAAGUUGCCAAAAACAGUUGGCUGGAAAAUGUAAAGGCUUAAAGUAUCCAGAUGUUCAUGUAACCUUUGCAUGUCUGCAUCUUGAAUCUACAUGUGAGGUUUAUACAGACGAUUUUUGA
Molecule: messenger RNA, 1551 nt
Organism: Pneumocystis jirovecii RU7
Lineage: Eukaryota; Fungi; Ascomycota; Pneumocystomycetes; Pneumocystales; Pneumocystaceae
Exons: 3
Coding region: 1-1551 (516 amino acids)
Source: RefSeq, a predicted model, not a curated record